Molecule: messenger RNA, 363 nt
Organism: Fulvia fulva
Lineage: Eukaryota; Fungi; Ascomycota; Dothideomycetes; Mycosphaerellales; Mycosphaerellaceae
Exons: 2
Coding region: 1-363 (120 amino acids)
Molecular function (GO): protein binding
Source: RefSeq, a predicted model, not a curated record
AUGGCUGACAAGCGCGCCGCAAAGCGCAAGCGAUGUGACACUGACAUAUCUUGCAUCUACUCGGGCAAGACUAUUACCAUCCGUGUCGGUGCGGAGAACGAUGAUGUUGAGGUCGAAGAGCUCUCAUGCCACAAGCCACUACUCGAGGAAGGCUCCCCUUUCUUCCGCGCGGCACUCGACAAACAGUGGCGCGAGGGCCAGAACGUCGAGAUCGGUCUACCAGAAGAUGAACCAGACAUGGUCGCAGCAUACAUCAGCUGGCUCUACGAUGGCGAGAUCGACCCACCAAGCUCCUUUGACGCAGAAGAAGACAUUACAUACCCGUACCUCGCGAAGCUCUACGUCUUUGGCGAGAAGGUGUAG